CCCCGAGCCUGAGCCCUGGACGCCGGGAGCCGAGGGUCUGGGCGGGCCGGGGCCUGUGCUAGGGAGGCCGCUGGACUUGGAUCGGAGCAGCACUUAGGAGACGCAGGGCAGUAGAACAGAGCCACGAUGGGGACGACAGCCCCAGGGCCCAUUCACCUGCUGGAGCUGUGUGACCAGAAGCUCAUGGAGUUUGUCUGUAAUGUGGAUAAUAAGGACUUGGUGUGGCUCCACGAGAUCCAGGAGGAGGCCGAGCGCAUGUUCACCAGAGAAUUCAGCAAAGAGCCCGAACUGAUGCCCAAAACACCUUCUCAGAAGAACCGACGGAAGAAGAGACGGAUUUCUUAUGUUCAGGAUGAAAACAGAGACCCUAUCCGGAAAAGCAGGUUGUCGCGAAGGAAGUCUCGGAGCAGCCAGCUGGGUUCCCGGCCCCUGCGCAGCAAGGACAAGGUGGAGAAGCUGGCUACGGUGGUGGGGGAGAACGGCUCCGUCCUGCGGAGGGUGACCCGUGCUGCGGCCGCAGCUAUGGCAGCCACCGCGGCUGCUCCUUCGCCCGCCCCUGAGUCUCCCACGACACUGGCCAAGAAGCCCAAAAAUAGCCUCAUCCAGUGCCAGCUGGUGCCCAUGGUGGAGAUAGGCGUCAGCGAUCACCGGAGUGCCGAGCAGCACCUCAGCCAGGUCAAGUCUGCCCAGGCUCAGUCACGGGCUCCGUCCCCAACCCCGGCCCCAGCCACAGCUCCGGCCUCCCACAUCACCGUGAUAUCGGACGAGGAGUCAACACCCAAGAAGUCCGAGGCCCGGAAACUGGAGUCUGUCACCGUGAGCUCCCUGAUGGCUACACCGCAGGACCCCAAGGGCCGAGGGGUCGGAGCGGGGCGGUCCGCCUCCAAGCUCAGGAUCGCGCGGGCCUCCCCAAGCCCGCAGGACUCGCCGGGCUCGCCGGCCUCCCCGUGGCGGGAGCGGGUGCUGGCGCCCGUCUUGCCGGAUAACUUCUCCACGCCCACGGGCUCCCGUGCCGACUCGCGCUCAGUGCGACGCAGCCUGAUUGCCCCGUCUGCCCCGGGUGCCCAGGUCUCGCUGGCCCAGAAGUACUCCCUGGUGUCCAAACAGGAGACCACCGUCCGCAGGUCAAGCAGAAGGAUUGCCAAGAAGGCCACAGAAGAGCCGGCCGCCUCCGCCCGCAUCAUCUGUCACAGUUACCUGGAGAGACUCCUGAGUGUUGAGGUCCCCCAGAAAGUCAGCCCUGAGCAGAAGGAGCCCAACAAGAAGGCUGAGACUGUGGAGGUGGCUGAGCCAGAGGUCCCUGAGAAAGGCAGGAAUCCCUCACGGCCCCACAGUGCCACCAAGAUCGCCAUUAGCACGCCUGGCUCGCAGCCUGUGGCUGGUGGCCAGGAAACGCCCUCUGAAAGGCAGCAAGAGGCCAAGACUGACCAAGCAGAUGGCCCCAAGGAGCCACCCCAGAGUGUCAGGAGGAAGCGCAGCUACAAGCAGGCGGUGAGUGAGCUGGAUGAAGAGCAGCAGCUGGAGGAUGAGGAGCUGCAGCCCCCCAGGAGCAAGACCCCUUCCCCUCCCUGUCCAGCUAACAAGGUGGUGCGGCCCCUCCGGACCUUCCUGCACACCGUGCAGAGGAACCAGAUGCUCAUGACGCCAACCUCAGCCUCCCGCAGCAGCGUCAUGAAAUCCUUCAUUAAGCGCAACACUCCCCUGCGCGUGGACCCUAAGUGCAGCUUCGUUGAGAAGGAGCGGCAGCGCCUGGAGAACCUGCGGCGGAAGGAGGAGGCAGAGCAGCUCCGCAGGCAGAAGGUUGAGGAGGACAGGCGGCGGCGGCUGGAGGAGGUGAAGCUGAAGCGUGAGGAGCGGCUGCGCAAGGUGCUGCAGGCCCGGGAGCGCGUGGAGCAGAUGCAGGAGGAGAAGAAGAAGCAGAUCGAACAGAAGUUUGCUCAGUUCGACGAGAAGUCUGAGAAGGCCAAGGAGGAGCGGCUGGCUGAGGAGAAGGCCAAGAAAAAGGCAGCAGCCAAGAAGAUGGAGGAGGUGGAGGCGCGCAGGAAGCAGGAGGAGGAGGCGCGGAGGCUGAGGUGGCUACAACAGGUACAAAUGCAGGAGGAGGAGGAGCGGCGGCACCAAGAGCUUUUGCAGAAGAAGAAGGAGGAGGAGCAGGAGCGGCUGCGGAAGCUGGCCGAGGCCAAGAGGCUGGCAGAGCAGCGGGAGCAGGAGCGGCAGCUGGCGGAGCAGCGGGAGCAGGAGCGGCAGCGGGAGCAGGAGCGGCUCCAGGCCGAGCGGGAGCAGCAGGAGAGGGAGAAGGCCCUGCGGCUGCAGAAGGAGCGGCUGCAGAGGGAACUGGAGGAGAAGAAGAAAAAGGAGGAGCAGCAGCGCCUGGCUGAGCAGCGGCUGCAGGAGGAGCGGGAGAAGAAAGCCAAGGAGGCGGCGGCGGCGGCCAGCAAAAGCCUGAACGUGACCGUGGACGUGCAGUCUCCAGCUUGUACCUCGUAUCAAAUGACUCCACAAGGGCACAGGGCGCCCCCCAAGAUCAACCCAGAUAACUACGGGAUGGAUCUGAAUAGUGAUGACUCCACUGAUGAUGAGGCUCAUCCCCGGAAGCCCAUUCCCACCUGGGCCAGAGGCACCCAGCUCAGCCAGGCCAUCAUCCACCAGUACUACAACCCCCCGAACCUUCUCGAGCUCUUUGGAACCAUUCUCCCGCUGGACUUGGAAGACAUCUUCAAGAAGAGCAAGCCCCGCUACCACAAGCGCACAAGCUCUGCCGUCUGGAACUCGCCACCCCUGCAGGGCACCAGGCUCCCCAGCAGCCUGGCCUACAGCCUGAAGAAGCACUGAGGCUGGCCCACCAGCCUUCUCGGCAGUCUCAGCCCGUCUGUGUCUGUCUGUCCGUCUCUCUGUUGGUCUGGUGCCCUCCUGCCUGGUCUUCUAUUGCCAAGGGUUUGGUCAUGUAUAUAAAUGUCCUCUGUGUGCUGCAGUGGAAAGUGGCCCAGGCCUGUUCGGAGGCUGCGUUUGGUGGGGGUUUGUGGGAGAACCAGGCCCAGCCCCGCCUGGCCCGCAGGCAGCACUCUGUAAAUAGAUGGUUAUAAUUCAGCUGAAUUUUAGCCUCUAGUGUUUGAGAGGUAGAUUAAUAAAGUCUAUUCCUUCAAAUCUGCUGUGGGUAUCGUGAAGACUAGGGGCCUCAGCAGAUGCUCCGGACCCUGGCCCUGCAGCCAUGUGUCUCGGGCCCCUGCAUGGGCUGGAGGACCAAGGCACUGUUCCUCCUCCUGGGUGUGCUCCAAGGUCACCUGAGACCCACCCCCAGAGAUCUGAUGCAGUGGGUGAUUCUGAUGCCUGAGAAGCACUUCAGUUCCUUUCACGAUGGGGCAGGUGAAGAUACUUCCUUUUCUCUAGGGAGCUCCCUGUUUGUAAAGGGGCGCUUGUUCAGUGUGAAAGACCUGGGAUUGAGGUCAGGAGACCUGGGCUCUUGGCACAGCUCUGCCACUUAAGACAGUCCCUCAGCCCCUCUGUGCCUCAGGCUCCCCCCUUGCUGCACAGACCGUGAAAGAACUUGAGAACGAGAUGUGUUGACGUGGGAGGUCUGAUUAGAAAGGCGAUGUCUCUUGAAACUGCCUUGGGGCCAGUGCUUGAAGCAGUCGAGAUGUUUCUCCAUCAAAACCAGGCAGCUGCUAAUGAAAUGCUUAGUGCCAGUGGAAGCUGGCCCUGGUCCUGCCCACUAGCUGCCAGCUGUGGUCCCAA
Messenger RNA from Diceros bicornis minor, 3732 nucleotides. It is a transcript of the gene INCENP, whose product is annotated as inner centromere protein. The record is from RefSeq and is a predicted model, not a curated record. Gene Ontology annotation, cellular component: nucleus; meiotic spindle midzone; midbody. The transcript has 19 exons. Gene Ontology annotation, molecular function: protein serine/threonine kinase activator activity. Gene Ontology annotation, biological process: positive regulation of protein serine/threonine kinase activity; mitotic cytokinesis; meiotic spindle midzone assembly. The coding region runs from base 127 to 2832 and encodes 901 amino acids. Lineage: Eukaryota; Metazoa; Chordata; Mammalia; Perissodactyla; Rhinocerotidae.